Messenger RNA from Hemiscyllium ocellatum (epaulette shark), 7332 nucleotides. RefSeq names its product selenoprotein N (gene selenon). Lineage: Eukaryota; Metazoa; Chordata; Chondrichthyes; Orectolobiformes; Hemiscylliidae. Gene Ontology annotation, cellular component: endoplasmic reticulum membrane. The record is from RefSeq and is a predicted model, not a curated record. The transcript has 12 exons. Gene Ontology annotation, biological process: skeletal muscle fiber development; calcium ion homeostasis.
UGAAUACUGUUUGACUCGCUGUGAUGUCCAGCAUUUGUUGUUUUCAAUACAGAUCCCAGCGUCUGCAGUAAUUUGCACUUAUAUUCCAUAAUCAUCAUUAUAAAGGUUUCUUGUUGGCUUUCACAUGCAGUAAGACCUGGUGUAAUCUUUAGCGGAGAUCAGAAAGUACUGAAGGGAGUGGAAUUGUGCUUUUGACGGAGGUGCAUCAAAAGCGGCGACUUUUCUGAGGAAAAUGGCUAUUCAUUCAGGCGGCUGGGAAAUAGCAGGGCCUGCGGUUUGUUAACGGAAAAGCGUUGGCUCACAUACUUCCAGGGUUUUCUACAUGCCCCGGCCGGGCGGAUCGAAGAGUAAAGAAUUUGAUUCGGUGAAGGAGAAGAGACCCCCAGCUGGGAAAAAGGAGGAGUGUUUUCCUCAGCCAGGGAGAAAGGGAGAGAGCUUUCUCUGGGCUGGCGGCCAUUACGGUUCGGAGUAAGCCGCCGCCACGGUGGAGACUGUCCGAUGGCGCCUGAGGUGAGGCAUCGGAAAGGGGACGGGGAGCCGGGGGAAGCCUCACCCGAGCGAAGGAGGAGCAUGGCUGCGAAAGCCAGAGGAGAGGGCACGGAGAGGCGCUGGCCAGUGUUGCUGGGGGUCGGGCUGCUCCUGGGUUUGGGCCUGAUCGUCGGCUCGGCGCUGUGGAGGUAUCACCUGGACUGCCAGCUCGCGCUACACCAAAAAGAUGCUCUGAAAUCUCUUGGCAGUGAAGGACUUUUCUUAUUUUCGUCAUUUGACACCAACAGUGACCUGUACCUCAGUCCAGAAGAGUUCAAGCCUCUAGCUGAAAAACUAACAGGUAUUGCCACAGCCCCAGACUUUGAAAGCAGUGAGGGGCCCGAUCCGAAUUCUGAGACACUGACAAUCGAAGCAAAAUUCCAGCCUCUACUGAUGGAAACCAUGACCAAGAGCAAGGAUGGGUUUCUUGGAGUCUCCCAUGGCUCCCUGUCAGGACUGAGAAACUGGAAGUCUGCAGAAAUACUUUCUAGUAUCUUUAGUAGCAGUCAAUUUAAAGCCUUCCUCCCUCAUAAGAAUAAAGUAGAGCUGGGUGAAACAUGGUGGAUGAUUCCUAGUGAACUGACUAUCUUUACAGGGUACCUCUCCAAUAACAGAUUUUACCCUCCUAGGCCACAAGGAAGAGAGGUCCUCAUCCAUAAACUUCUAAGUAUGUUUCAUCCACGGCCAUUUGUGAAGACAAGGUUUGCACCCCAGGGUGCAGUAGCCUGCAUUCGUGCAGUCAGUGACUUCUAUUAUGACAUUGUCUUCAGGAUCCAUGGAGAAUUUCAGCUGAAUGAGCCACCUGACUAUCCCUUUUGGUUCACUCCAGGACAGUUUACUGGACACAUCAUUCUUUCUAAAGAUGCAUCCCAUGUUCGGGAUUUCCAGAUGUACGUUCCUAAUGACAGGUCUCUGAAUGUGGACAUGGAGUGGCUGUAUGGGGCAGGUGAAAAUGGCAACAUGGAAGUCGACAUAGGUUACUUACCUCAGAUGGAGCUCAAGGCUGUGGGUCCAUCUACUCCGAACAUUAUCCUUGAUGAAAAUGGUAAUGUGAUCGACACUGCAGAUGCUUCAGGGGAACCCAUUCAAUUUAUUUUUGAAGAGAUUGUCUGGCAAUCAGAAAUCAGCUUUGAAGAAGCUACCAACAAGUUGGAGACCACCAUGUAUCCAUUUAAGAAGAUUUCAUAUCUUCCUUUUACUGAAGUGUUUGACCGUGCGAAGAUGGAAAAUAAACUUGUGCAUUCCAUAUUACUGUGGGGUGCGCUUGAUGAUCAGUCUUGUUGAGGAUCUGGGCGGACUCUGCGGGAGACUGUUCUCGAGAGUUUGCCUGUCCUCUCACUACUGAAUGAGAGUUUUGUCAGCAGCUGGUCCCUAGUCAAAGAACUGGAGGAUCUGAAGAGAAACCAAGAUAAUGAAGGUUACGCUGUGUUGGCCAGCCUGCAUUUAGAACACUACAACUUUCCUGUAGAAAUGAUGAUUGCUUUACCAAAUGGCACAGUGAUUCACCACAUCAAUGCAAACUACUUCCUGGAUAUCACUUCAAUGAAGCCCGAAGAGGUGGACAAGAGUCUAUUCACUAGUUCAUCUCAUUUUGAAGAUCUCUCAACUACAGCUUAUGUCACAUUUUUGAAGGAAGGGCUGGAAAUUGCCAAACGUUUUGCACUGUCUUAAUUAGUGGAAAUCCAGCUGAAUGAAAUGGGUCCUCCCUCCAUUGUCAGUUUCAGCCAUUUUGUUAUUUGAGUUUUUCACUUUGCACAGAGAACACAACUGCCUCCAUUCCCAAAGCCUCAUUGAGGAGAGUAUCUACUUGUUAGUUCCUCAAGGAACAGCUUCCAUUGAAAAAGCAUCUAUGAUGUAGGGGAAGUGUGUGUGUGUACGUGUGUACGUUGAAAUGUUCCUCUACUGUUCUACAUAGAACAUAGAACAUAGAAGGAUACAGCGCAGUACAGGCCCUUCGGCCCUCGAUGUUGCGCCGACCGAGUCCUACCUAACCUAUACUAGCCCAAUAACUUCCAAAUGCCUAUCCAAUGCCCGCUUAAAUGAACAUAAAGAAGGAGAGUUCACCACUGAUACGGGCAGGGCAUUCCAUGAACUCACAACCCGCUGUGUGAAGAAUCUACCCCUAACAUCUGUCCUAUACCUACCACCCCUUAAUUUAAAGCUAUGUCCCCUAGUAACACCUGACUACAUCCCAAGGUUGAAGGAAGUGAACAGUUCUGAACUGUUGCUGGUUAUUUCUUGAGCUUUAUUAGGGUCUGAUUUGAGAACAUGUCACGAUUAGCGAGGAUUUUUUUAAAAGUAUAAUUCAAUAUGCUGGCCACUGUCACAUGUGGAAAUCUGCCACAGAUAUGUGACAAAUUGCUGUUCAGAUGAAAAACUCGUGGUUCUCUGAAAAAAGCAUCACUUAGCCCCAUUCACCUUUUACAAUUGUGCAGUUUUUAAAAAAAAGAUAUUACUGAUUUUGUUUCUGGUUUCAGAAUCUCUGAUAAGAUGUCACCAUUAAAAAUAUUUUUCUUCAUCUCUCCCUUCAUUCUUUUGAAAAUGAUCUUAAAUUUGUGCCCUAAAGUAAAAAUAGGGAAUAUGUUGCUUCCUAUUAUAUUGAAUUAUCUCUUCACUAUGACAAUUCUGAAAAUCUUUAUUCACACUUCUCCAAGUUUCUCUCCUCAUAAGAAAGUACCAUAAAUCUCCAUGGAAUCACAGCUAAGAAAUCUUCAGCCCACCUUGUCUGUACUGGCUCUCCAAAUGUGCCAUACAACGUCCAUAUUCUACCUUCUCCCCAUAACACUGCACGAUCCUCCUUACAGACUGAUUCUCUUUUAAACAUUUAACGGAACCUGCCUCCACAUUACCACGGUCUUAGUGCAUUCCAGAUUUUAAACACCCACUGCGUGAAAAAUAUGUUUCCUGUCAUUCUUGAAGCUUUCAAGGAUGGGAACAGUUUCUUCCUGUUUACUAUGUCCAUACCCCUUAUGAUUUUGAAUAACAGGAUUAAAUCUGCUCUCAGCCUUUUUUAUUCUCAGGAACACAGGCCUGACUCCUCAAAUCUACUUCAAAAUGGGUUUUCCUCAUCCCUGGAACUAUUUCAUAAUAAAUGUUUAUGAAUUUUUAAAUUGGAAAGUGACUGAAUGUUUCACAUUUUCUGCUGGAGGGAAGCUGACUUUCUGAGGAGGGUCUGCCCCUUUUAAGGAUCAGGUUACCCAUCCCCCAUCUCCCAACCCAAGGCCAGAAACAACAUUUCACAGCAAUCUCCCAUUUCCUGUGUUAACCUUAAACUGUGAACAUGACUUCACUGUUAGGAGGCAGUUCUUGUGUAUUUAGAAUUCUGCACACCUGCUUUAAAACCUGCAGAGGUGCAAAGUUUCAGAAGCCUGCUUCAACUAACUGUGUGCACGUGAUAGGGCCUUUGUCCUUCAGGAUGUUAACUUCCUGUGUAAAAAUUGCCACUUCUGACUUUCAAAACUCUAGUGUUCAUUUAUAAACCAUGUAAAAGCUUUAAGUAUUGAAAGAUAAAUUAUAUGAAGAAAAGCUGUAUUCCCCAGGAGUUACAAUGUCUGCAACCAGAGGACACAUUUGAAAUAACUGGCCAAGGAACCAGUAGGAAAAUCAGAUUGUUUUAAUAUAGGGAUUUUUAAAAAACAUGCAGUGCUUGGUGAGGUGGAAACAGAGUUAAUGAUAGGAUAUAGACAUAAAGGUUAUUGGGAAUGAGGCUAACUGAUCAGCUAUUUUCACACACACUAGGCCUUGUUAUCACAUAGUCUGCCAUUACACACUACCUAAUUGUUUUUCUCUCAUUGGUUCUAUCCCCACCUAUUGUUUAGUCCUUCCUCCCUCUUUCCACCCUAUCUUCUGCAUGUAAACCGAUAUUUUCCUAGCUACAAUCAAUCAGUUCUGAGGAAGGGUCACCGGACCUGAAAUGUUAACUCUGAUUUCUCUGCAAAGAUGCUGCCAGACCUGCUCAACUUUUCCAGCGACAUGUUUGAUUUAUAGCAUCUGCAGUUCUUUCAGGUUUUUAAAGCUGUUUUCACACUGCUGGCUAAAGCAUGAUGAACUGAAAGGCUGUUACCAUUAUUGAUUUGCAUUGCCUCAAAUAGUAAGAAUUUGUUACCUUUGCUUAAAAACUUUUGAAUUGUUAGAUGGAAAAUGAUCAUAGUUCUUUGAGUUCAUCUCCUACUUUCCCAAUAGUUUCAUAAGAUAAUGAUAAAGAAGUAGUGGAUGAUCAGAGAGAUUCUUGAUCAGAAAGGAAAUGAAGGAUUAUGGGUAAAGGCCAAGAAGUGGACAUGAGAAAUGUAAGAUUGGCCAAAUGGUCUAUUGUUCUUAUAACAAUCAAUCAGUCUGAAUCGAUUAGUUAACUACAGCCUCAGACUUGAAGUGAGAAAACCCAAGUCCAAGAUUGACAUUCCUCCCAAAUCUGCUGCAUCUCUAAGUUGUUUCAUUAUUGUAUAGAGUAGCCCACCAUGCUGUAUUUUCAUAAUUAAUUAUUUCCAUCAGCUCCCUAUCAUUGUCAAAACAUGAAAAUGUCAAGCAUGAUGAAAUAACAUUUGAAUGGCUGCUUGCUCUGUUGAUUUCUUUACACCUGUAUGUAAAUGAUGGUCAGCUAUUGUAUCUGAAUACAUCGUAAAACACCGGCAUGUGUUCUGCACAAGGGUGAAAGGGUUGUAGUAUAGGUAUGUGGUUUAUUUUCCUUUGACAAGCCAAGUCCCAGGACCAGCCCAUCAGCUGAUAAUGUGGAGAGCAAGAGGUAGACAUCACUCUUAUGGGAAUGGAUAAGUGUACAGAUAAAAUGCUGUAGAUCUUGAUAAUUUUUAAGAGCUAUUUUCUUAAAUAUCAGUGCAUCAAGUAAUUGGUGAUGCUCUGUAUGACACGUGCUCCAAAUAACUUAAGUCAUAGCUGAAAACUGACUGUCUAUUUGCUGGACCUAUGCAAAGUGGUGUUGUUUGUUUUUGUACUUAGAAUUCUACUUUAUCAACACUACAAAAGGAGUAGCAAGGAAACAGAUCAAUGUACUGUAGUAUGUCACUGACUUUUUUUAUACUCAUUUUUAUAUACUUAUCCUGGAUUUCCAAUCAGCAUUAUUUUUUAUAAACAUGGUGUUAAAACUUAUGCUGGAGAAAAGAUCUAGGUCAAUUUGUAACAAAUGAAGAAUAGUGGAGGGGGCAAGAAUGGUUUUUGUUUUCUGAAGAACUACAUUUUAUGAAGGCUGAAUCUGAAAGCCUGCAAAAGGACUGGGUUCUACCUGAUGUUAUGUUAGUUUUUUUUGAAAAAGAAACCAUUGCCUUAUCUUACCCUCACUGAAACACUGUUGCUUCUUAGUCUUUAAAUCUUACUGGUUUGCAUACAUUGGGUAAAACAGGCAACUGUGGUCACUAGAGGUCAAUUAUUGUAUUAAAAACAUAUAAGGCUUGGUAAUUUAAGACUUGUAUCUUUGCAAUUCAUGUAGUGGCCUAGUCCUAUCUCAGCAGUCUGAUACCAAAUUUAGUGUAUUCAACAUGUUAGAAAAGUACUUAACUAGCCAUCCAGCUGUAUCUUAUGGAUCUGUGUAAUUUUUUUGUCUUCAUGCUUAAAGACCUGAAGAUCUUGAAGUACUAAAAAUGCUUUAUUUUGCUGUGCAAAAUAUCUCCACUGUCUGUUCAAUGAGACACUGGUGGUGUUUUGUAGGUGAGUGGUGAUCAGGAUCUUGAUAAUCAAUGAAUUGUAAAUUUAUAUUGAAGCGUAAAAGCAUCUCACACCUUUCUACCAAUUGACAGCUUAAUUAGUUUUAAGCUGUGAAGUGUCAUUAGCAGUAAUAUAUGAUUCUUGCCUUUUCAGUAGGUAGCUGCUAGCGUUAUGCAACUCAUUUCUACAACCCAAGAUUUUUUGUUCUUUUCAAACACAGUUUUGACCCAUUUAAAACAAUCUCACUUCUCAUGCUUGUUAUUUAGUAUUAGUAAUUAUUUUUAAAAAUAAAAAUGGUUUAAGAAUUGUAGUUUUUGUAGAUUGGUUAGAAUCCUAACAUUCAGCCAAAGAAAGUUUACUACAGCAUGUUGACAGAGUUCAAGUAUCAGCACUCAAAAGGUAAAUAAGUAUUCCAACACUUUUCCUCUCUCCCAACCAGCUGAGAUUCGAACAGUAAUCAAAAUCCAUUUGCUCCAGUAUGUUUAAGAAUGCCAGAAGUUUUGUUUUUAUUUCAGGAGCAUCAUGAUUCAUAAAAUUAAAAGCAGUGACAUGUUUGAGAUGUCACUAAAAGCAACAUGAAGAACAAUUACAGCAAGGUUUUUAAUGAAUCUUAUGUUCAUGCUAAAGUUAAUAGCUUCACCUGUUUAGAUAUAUACAGACACACAAACAUGAACAAUAAACACUUAAUCUUCAAAAGCAUACAUUCCAGUUCUGAGUUAGCAGCAUACAUUAAGGCUAUAAAAUAAACAUGCAUUCAUACCAAUAUAUGCACAGAUUGAUAGACCAAAAGCACUUGGUGCUAGAUUGACCUGGAUUGCUUGUAUCGAGUGUGGGUAAAUUUAUUUGCCCCCAUACUUCCCUUGAAUGUCAGAAUUGCACAAAUAUCUAUUUAAGUCUAUGUUGGAUUAGUUUAGCAGCAAUAUAGUAAUAUUUAAUACCAUUCUGACUAUACUCACAUUGGCAAUGCACGAGUGUCCAAAGUAGCUCUGAAAAAAAAUACAAUUUAAGGGAGCCCUGGGCUAUAAAGCUUUGCUGCUUUUAUACUACCAACUGACUUGAUGCUGCACUUAGUUUGUAAAGUGGUAGCAAAACAUCUCUUGUUCAAGUCUGAACUGGCUCAGUACACAUGCAUUAAAUCAGUGAUAUUUUCAA